AUGAAUGUAAAACUCUUAAGGAAGUAUAAAAGUUUUAUCGGGGACAAUGAGUUUUUCCGGGCGUUUAUACCCAACUAUGAAGAUGUGAUGAAGGGAGAUGACGAGCCUAUUGAGCCGUAUACAUUUAUUAGUAGCCCUAAAUUUAUUAUUCAUGAACUUAAAGAUUAUCAGAUUGAAGGAUUGAAUUGGUUGAUCAAUAUGCAUGAAAAUUCCAUAAAUUGUAUACUAGCUGAUGAGAUGGGCUUGGGAAAGACACUUCAAACAAUAGCGUUUCUAGGAUACAUCCGAUAUGUAAAGAAAGAACGGAAGAGACAUUUAAUUGUGCUUCCAAAGUCUACACUUGCAAACUGGAAGAGGGAGUUCCGGAAGUUCAUGCCAAAUUACAAAGCCCGAAUAUUCUACUCCUCUCGGAAAGAGAUGAAGAGAGAGGCAGAAGAGAUUAUGUCCUCGAAAUGGGAUGCUUGCUUGACUACGUAUGAGAUGUGUAUAAAUGCAAAGAACAUUCUGAGCAAGGUCAACUGGUCAUAUAUAAUUAUCGAUGAAGCACACAGGAUAAAGAACGAGCAUAGUCUUCUUAGUAAGAUAGUACGGAUUUUCUCUUGUGACCAUCGUCUUCUUAUUACCGGAACACCUCUCCAGAAUAAUGUGCACGAGCUAUGGGCACUGCUAAACUUUAUAGUUCCGGAAAUCUUCAACGAUGCCGAGAAAUUUGAAAACUAUGUGAUGAGCAUAGAAGAAGAGGAUGGGGAAGCCAUUAAAAGGAUCAGAAAUGUUCUGCAGCUGUUUUUCCUAAGAAGAGAGAAAAUUGAUGUUGAAAAAGGAUUAAUUCCAAAGAAGAUUAUAAACUUGUAUUCGAAGCUAAGUCCUAUGCAGCGGGAAUGGUAUAAGAUGCUUUUGAAGAGGGAUUUGUCGCCGCUUGGAAGCACGAGAGACCCGAAGGGGAUGCUUAUGAAUGUUGUAAUGCAGCUCCGGAAGUGCUGCAACCACCCGUACCUGUUUCCAGAUGCAGAGCCAGAACCCUAUACGAAUGACAAGCAUAUAAUCGAGAAUUCUGGAAAAAUGAUAGUGCUUGACAAGCUGCUGGAGAGCCUCCGGGCUAGAGGGUCACGGGUUCUUAUUUUUAGCCAGAUGUCGAUGAUGCUGGACAUACUUGAGGACUAUGCCAUGUUCAAGGAGUAUGAAUACUGUCGAAUUGACGGGUCUACGUCGUACAAAGACAGGACAGAAGCGAUAGAUGCAUUCAAUGCAGAGGGAAGCGAGAAGUUUAUAUUUCUCUUGACUACAAGAGCAGGAGGACUUGGAAUCAAUCUGUCGACGGCAGACACGGUGAUUCUGUUUGACUCGGACUGGAAUCCACAGAUGGACCUCCAAGCACAGGACAGGGCCCAUAGAAUAGGGCAGAAAAAGCAGGUUGUGGUCUUCCGACUGAUAAGUGAAAACACUGUGGAGGAAAGAAUUGUCUAUAGGUCAUUGCAGAAGCUCAAGCUGGAUGAUAUUCUGCUUCAAGGACGAUGCUACAAAAGCUCUGGGGUUAGUCAAUCGGAGCUGAUCGACAUACUAGCAAAUGGAAUGGAAAUUACAGAAGAUGAGGAGAAGGACGAGAAUAUCGAAGACUUGAUUAGAAGAGGAGAGGAAAAGACACGGGAAAUGAAUAUGAAGCUAUGUGAUUUCAAGAUAAGCGAUACGUUGAACACAAACAUUGAUUGUUACACCUGGGAGGGAGAGGACUACAACAUCAAGAAGAUCGAGAAUUUUAUUGAGAGCAAUCAGGAUGCUUAUGGGAGAUCUUCACGAACAAGCGUUCUCUUCCGCACGAGGCCCCGGAUUAUUGAAUAUCCCGAAUAUCAAUUUUAUCCUCGGGAGCUUAUGGAGAUCCAGGAAAAGGAGAUUAAGCUCUACGAGGAGGGAAAAAGCCUUUCUCCAGAUGAGGUAGCCAGGAAGAAGGAGCUUCAAUCCCAGGGGUUUGAUUGGACAAAGAAGGACUUCCAAUCGUAUGUAAAGGCUAUGGAGAAGGUUGGAAAGGAUGAUGUUUCUAAGAUUGCCAUGCUUAUGAAGCAUAAGAAUGAUGUGGAGGCAUAUCAUAAGGUUUUUUGGGAGAGGGUGAAUGAGCUACGAGAUGCUGAGAAGAUAAUAAGUUCCAUUGAGAAAAGCCAGAAGAAAAUGGAAAGGAGAUCUAAGAUCAGGGAGAUGAUAGAAGGGGAUUUCGAUAGCAUUAGUGCGAAAUUGGGGAAGACUCGAUCAAGACUUGGGGAUUACAACCCUCUCUUGAUAGAUCUUUACAGAAAAUACAUUGAUCAUCCUAACUGGGUGGAAUGUAUACGAAAGGACAUCUUGAAGUUACCGGAGUACAAAUUUGAUUAUUACCUUCUGUCGAGAACAAACUCCGACAUCCAGAAGCAUAUCAACCAUCUUAUCUCUGCACUGGCCAAGUAUUGUAAGGAGACCAAGGACACAGAUCCCAUCAAAGCAUAG
This is a messenger RNA of Encephalitozoon intestinalis ATCC 50506, 2472 nucleotides long. RefSeq names its product SNF2 DNA/RNA helicase. Lineage: Eukaryota; Fungi; Microsporidia; Unikaryonidae. Gene Ontology annotation, molecular function: nucleosome binding; histone binding; DNA binding. The record is from RefSeq and is a predicted model, not a curated record. The transcript has a single exon. Bases 1 to 2472 code for a protein of 823 amino acids. Gene Ontology annotation, biological process: regulation of transcription by RNA polymerase II; nucleosome organization. Gene Ontology annotation, cellular component: nucleus; chromatin.